GGGGCAUGGUCAGCGCCUUCUACCUCUUGCUGGUGGAGGACACGGCGGCGCUGUGGAGCCCUUCGUUCGCCUACCUCAAGCUCCUUCAGGGCCUUCUGCUGGGGGUACAGUGCCUCGCGUCGGAAGUGCCCUGUUUGUUCCUAGCUGGAAAAAUCAUCAAGAAACUAGGGUACGCCAAGUCCUUCUCCCUCGCCCUCCUUGGCUUCAGUCUCCGCCUGUGCCUCUACUCCUGCGUCUCGAAUCCUUGGUGGUUCCUGCCCAUCGAACUCCUCCACGGGGUGUCCUUCGCCUUGGCCCUCGCCUGUGUCACCUGCUACGCCAACAGCAUCACUCCCGCCGGCGCUGAGGCGACCAUGCAGGCCAUCUUCGGCAGCGCCUUCCACUGCGCAAGCGGUCUGGGAGGCCUUGUGGGUAGCUGGCUGUUCCACGUGAUGAAUGGCUGGUGGAGAGCCUUUUUCUCAAUGGGAUCAGCUGUUGGUGUGUACGCUGUUCUGUUUACGAUCGUCCACGUGAUCCUGACUCGGGUUGGUAGUGCCAAAUCAGCUGUUCAAAAAGAGAAAGGCGGAGACAGCGAAACCCCCUCGAGCUGCUGCGAAUGCUGAAGGGGAAAGCAACAACAAAUACAAAAUACAUAGUUUGUUAUUUGCUGAGUGUUCGGAGCCAAGAUGUUAUUGUUAUGUUUAUCUUUUUGUGAAGGUUAAGAGAUUGUGUGGCGAGGUCGAAUGGAGAGGGAUGAAUGCUUAGGGUUUAGACAGGGAGCAUGUAAAAGAAAAUAUGAAGAAUGGG
Molecule: messenger RNA, 786 nt
Organism: Penaeus monodon (black tiger shrimp)
Lineage: Eukaryota; Metazoa; Arthropoda; Malacostraca; Decapoda; Penaeidae
Exons: 4
Coding region: 6-602 (198 amino acids)
Cellular component (GO): membrane
Molecular function (GO): transmembrane transporter activity
Source: RefSeq, a predicted model, not a curated record